Orbicella faveolata is the source of this 1396-nucleotide messenger RNA. Its product is annotated as nuclear receptor subfamily 2 group F member 5-like. The record is from RefSeq and is a predicted model, not a curated record. Gene Ontology annotation, molecular function: sequence-specific DNA binding; zinc ion binding; DNA-binding transcription factor activity. NCBI's taxonomy places the organism in Eukaryota, Metazoa, Cnidaria, Anthozoa, Scleractinia, Merulinidae. Gene Ontology annotation, biological process: regulation of DNA-templated transcription.
AGUAAUUUACAAGCACGAAAAGCAAAUAAAUAACGAAAGUAUCAUCUGUGGAACGUGUCUUUAAGCUAAGUUUAACGGAAUGCGAAGAACAAUCGAGAUUUUGUCGGAACAAUGCCAUAUUUCACCUUUGAAAGCUCGGCAACCUUUGUCCUAUACAGGUUAAUUCCACACUCGAACUUCCAAUAAAAACGCACAGAAGAAACACAUUAAGAAUUUAUUAAGGUUUAUGUCACACUUAACUCGCCUCCAGAAUCAGGGUGGGUUAUUCUAAACGGUCGUGCACUGAGAGAAAUAGUUCUCAAACCUAGUUCUUAAACCUAGAAAAUAAGAAUGUCCUGGUCACAGCUUCAUGAGGUUUAUUGGUACGAUAACCCAGAAAAGACGAUCGAUUGCGCCGUGUGUAACGCGCCGUCCUCUGGCCGUCACUAUGGUGUUUUUACAUGUGAGGGGUGUAAAUGUUUCUUCAACCGUACGGUCCGCUACAAGUUGUCUUAUACUUGUGAGUCCUCUGGAAACUGUCGGAUCGACCGCCAGAACAGAACACAAUGUCAGCACUGCAGGUUCGAGAAAUGCGUCAAGGUUGGGAUGAGAAGAGAUGCAAUCAGAAGAGGACGACCCACAAAGUACUCAUAUCUGUCAAGGUCCUCCAAGUCGUUCACCUCUCAGUACGACCUUAUAACGCUCCUGACCCAGUUAGAAAGAAGUGCCAGAGCGUCCAUAACUGAUGCUCUAAGCUCCACGACCUUGAAGUCUAGUCCAUGCCAUAAAGUCUGGACCUUAUUUUCGGCCACCUUGGAAUGGGCUAAGCAGGUGCCUAUGUUUUCUAACCUUGAUAUCUGCGAAAAGUACGCCAUGUUACGAUGUUGUUGGAGUGAUUUAUUCAUUCUAGUCGCAGCCCAGUAUGAUCUACAAAUUGAUUCGGUGGCCCUCGCGUACGAGAUCGAGACAUGCGCAGGAAUGUGCAACGAACGAAAGCUUCGAUUGAAGCAGACGCUGGCCAAUUUUCAUGAGUGCUUGCUGCGCCUGCGUGGUUUAGAGGAAGCUGAAUACGCAUGUCUGAAAGUUAUGGUACUAUUUUCUUCAGACAGCGUCGAAGCUCGUUGUCUGCAAGACGCUGAAACAAGUCAAGAGGUUGUUUUAUCUGCCAUGGAACGCUACUGCAAGAACCGUUUUCCCACGGAAACGUUCAGAUUUGGCAAAAUACUCCUCAAGCUGAUGGGACUUCGAGCAGUGAACGCGACCGAUUUGGAAUUCUUGUUCUUCUCCAAAAUCCUACAUCACACAUCUAUCGCUGGCGUCAUUGGAAACCAGCUUGUUAGCGAAUUACCCUCUCCUGACUCGUCUUUUAAAGAGACAAGCUUCAAAAGCCACAAGUAAAAAACAAAACCAGCAAACA